UGUGUGUGCACGCAGACGAGGGGGAAAAGCUGAUUUGAUAUAAAUAGCACAUGUUCAAAUUAGCUCGCUUAUUCCGGGCACGCACGUUGGAUGCUUCACUCUAUGGAUAAUAUGAGAAGGAGAAGAGGAAUGUGGCUAUAAUUAAUGAAUAGUCUGCUCGUUUUAGUGGGGAGAUUUUAAGCAAGCAAAACAAGAGACCUUUCUAGUAAUGGAGAACCAUGCAGCAGAGCUGCUACAACAGCAGCAGAGCUACGAGGACGUUCGGAAAAGCGGGUAUCUCCGUAAGCAGAAAUCUAUGCACCGGCGAUUUUUCGUUUUGAGGGAAGCCUCGGAAGAGGGCCCUGCCCGUCUAGAAUAUUAUGAGAACGAGAAGAAAUUCCGAAGCAAGUCACCUGUCCCAAAAAAAGCGCUGAAUCUGGAGACUUGCUUCAACAUCAACAAGCGGGCGGAUUCCAAGAACAAGCACAUGAUAGUGAUGUAUACCCGCGGGGAGAGCUUUGCCAUUGCAGCAGACAGUGAGGAUGUCCAGAAUGAAUGGUACCAGGCCAUGCUGGACCUUCAGUGGAAAUGUAAAAACCCAGAGGACUGUGGUAGUGGUGGAGAGUGUGGACUCCCCUCUCCUCCAGGCCCCACCUUCAAGGAGGUGUGGCAGGUCAAGGUGUGGCCUAAAGGGCUUGGCCAGGCCCGAAACCUAGUGGGCAUCCACCGUCUGUGCCUGACCGACAAGACGGUCAACUUUGUCAAGCUCAACUCUGACGUGGCCGCCGUGGUCCUACAACUGAUGAACGUGCGUCGCUGCGGCCACUCGGAGAACUUCUUCUUCAUCGAGGUGGGCCGCUCGGCCAUGACGGGGCCUGGGGAGUUCUGGAUGCAGGUGGAGGACUCGGUGGUGGCCCAGAACAUGCAUGAGACUCUGCUGGAGGCCAUGAAGGCACUGAGUGAGGAGUUCCGCCAGCGCAGUAAGUCUCAGUCUGUGGGUGCUACAAGCGGCGGGGGCACCGCCUCCAACCCCAUCAGUGUCCCCACCCGCCGCCACCACCCCAAUCUGCCCCCCAGCCAGGUGGGCUUCGGCAGACGAGCCCGGACUGAGACCCCUGGAGCAGGUGGGGCCAACUGCACCAGCACUUCACCAACGCCACGCCACGGGUUACCCAGGGCACGCACAGCCAGCAUCGGGGGAAGGACAGAGGAGGGUGGAGGUGGAGCCAGAGGGGCAUGGGCAAGCUCCAGUCCCAGCCUGAACGGAUCUUGUUCCACUACACCCACCCUGAGACCUAAGCCCACCAGAGCUCCAACCCCAGCUAAGAUCACUCUCAGCCUGGCCCGCUACACCCCCAACCCAGCCACCUCCCCAGCCCCAAGCCUCUCCUCCAGCUCUGGUCAUGGCUCAGAAUGUGGACUAGUCGGAGGGGCAAUGGGAAGUGUAGCGAUCUGUUCUUACACCCGCGUCCCUCAGAGAGUAUCUGUGUCGGGUUCCCCUAGUGACUACGGCUCCUCAGACGAGUAUGGCUCCAGCCCUGGAGAGCACUCCCUACUAGUCCCCAGUCUACCUGGAGGGUCCAAUGGUGGAAUGGGACACAAUGCUCAUGGAGAGGGCUCUUCCAGCUACAUAGUGAUGGGCCAGAGAGAGAGCCUCCCUGGGUCCCAUCAGCGUCCUCAGGGCCGCAGGAUGCUGCGGCGCUCCUCCAGCAGGGUGUGUGAGGCAGAGCGCAGACUCCUCAGCAAGAGGGCCUCCCUGCCCCUGACUGCCCACGAAUGCCUGGCCCCUCGUAGGAAGGAGGAAGAGGAGGAUACGGACCAAGAGUACGCCGUCAUGUCACGGAGUGUUAGCAGGGAUGCCUUUGUGUCACGGCGGCGCGGAUCAGGAGGCUUCGCAGCAGGGGACUUGGAAGCAGGGGCCGUCAUUGGGGAGACCCAGGUGAGGGUUGAUGUGGUCCGAGGAGAGGCGGGAGGAGGAGGAGGGGGACCAGUGGACAGUGGCUACAUGUCCAUGUUACCUGGAGUGACGGCUCCUCCUUUUUCCCUCUCCCUGUCUGUGGCCGUGUCUGACGUCAGCGCCAAGCCUGGGGCUGAUGAUGAGUACAUGGCCAUGACCCCCAACAGCAGCGUGUCCCCCCCCCAACACAUCAGUCUGCCUGUCUCCGAGGGCUACAUGGUCAUGUCCCCCAACAGCAGCUGCUCCCCAGACAUGCAUGGAAUGGCCAUAUGGGGGAGCCGGGGCAGCAUGGAGAGCCGGGCUGGCAGUGACUACAUGAACAUGUCUCCUAUCAGCAUCCGCUCGGCUUGCAGCACACCCCCCUCGCAACCUGAACAGAACCCGCUACAACACAAGAUGGUCUACUCCUACUUCUCUCUGCCACGAUCCUACAAACACACGCUCUCCACACGCUUUGAGGAUGACUUGGAUCAAGGGAAAAGGAAGGAGGGGGGUCAUAGUGACCAAGACAGGGCUGGAAAUCGGGGUGGACAAGUGGGCUACAGCAAGAGGGACACAGCCACAGUUGGCCCUGCAGGAGGCUGUCAACUCUCCCUCUCCUCUUCCUCCUUCUCUUCCAGCUCAGCUAGCAGUGAGAGCCUGGAGGAUCGACCCAUGUCAGUGGCAGCUGGGGGAGGGCUACGACUAACAAGAACAGGGCCAGGGUUCAGGAACGGGGGAGCACGCUCUAAGGAUGGAUCCUAUCAGCAGAAACGUGUAUCGCAUGGCCCAGGGGGCCAGCAGAGGAAGCCUCGUCCCCUCAGUGUGUCUGUGGACAUGUCUAAAGCUAACACCUUGCCCAGGGUUAAGGAGAACCUCUUCCCCACAGAGCCUCAGAGCCCUGGGGAGUAUGUCAGCAUAGUGUUCAGGGGUGGUGACGUGGGGGGUAGGAGAGGGGGCCAGUGGGGGCCAGAGCACGGACUGUCAGUGACCCAUGGAACCCAGAGGCCCCGGCACCGUCCAGCCCUUUGCCACGGUGGCUCCACCAACCUCCCCCGCAGCUUCUCUGCACCGCUGGCCACCUCCGCUGCCUCUACUGAGUACGUCAACAUGGAUUUGGGGUUGGGAAACUCCCCUUGCCCCUCCACUGGGACCCCUGUUAAAUCACCUUUUUGCCCGCCCCCAGCUAUUGCCCCCAAGCCCCCAGUUGUGGCCCGUAAUAGGCCCUCUCCUAGGGCAGCAGAGGGCAAUGUAGGUGGGCAUAGGGCUGCAGUGCCAACAGACUUACCCACUUCAUAUACAAACUAUACAGAGAUGGCCUUCAGCAUAGUUUCAGAGCCUAACCCUGCAGCGCCCGCCAUGCAUGCUGCCCAAGCUUCAUCAAUGGAGCAGGAAUCAGGCUUGAACUUCCCCUCAGCAAGGUCCUACUCAUCUCCUGACCAGAACCAGAGCAGCAGGCUGGCCAGAGACAGGGUUGGCAGGGGCGACCAACUGGGACGGAGACGCCACCGCUCUGAGACAUUCAUCAUUACUCCUCCCCCUCUCCCCCUCCAGCUGUCCUCCUCAGGCUCCUUGUUCUUGGAUAGUGCCCAAGCAGCAGCACCUCAUCGACAAGGAGGAAAAGAGAGGGGUUCACCAUGGGAGAAUGCCCAGUCAGAUGCAGUCGCAUCCCAUGCUUCGUCCUCUGGGUCUGCUAAACAAGGCCUUAACUACAUUGAUCUGGACCUGACCUUUAAUGACAGCUCUCAGAAUGAACUGGAGGGGGGAGCCACUUCCCCCCAUAACAUCUUCGCUCCAGUCCACAAUGGGGCUGGUGGGGGAGUCAUGAUGGGAGACAUUACUGGUUUGGGGAACAACCCUGGCUACGCCAGUAUUGAUUUCUUCAAAUCAGAGGAGCUGAGGGCACUUCACCAGAGCAGCAGGAAAGAUGGAAAAGAAUGUUAAUGAUCCAUCUUCGUCUGGACAUGGCUCCUGGCGUUGAGCAGCACUGUCCUAACUAACCAUGGUGGGAUUGGUUGGCAACAGUCUGUUUACCUUCUGACCUUUCUCACUGGAAGAGGAGUAAGAGAGGUGAAGGCAAACCCAUCAAAUCAUCAUUAACUCUUUGUCAUCCUGUCCAGUUGUUGCUAUCCAAUACUAAUGUGUGCCAAAAGACUACUGGUCCAAACCAACACAACAGGGUUCGCUGAGGUAGAAGAAUAUAGCCAAUCAAGAUUACAUUUUUUUUUUUUUUCCUUAACAUAAUCUUAUGGAAAUUGUUAUACAAAUGUGAAAUAGUAGAAAGGUACAUACUAAAAAGUAUAUAGUAUACAUAUGUUGAUGAAAGCUACAUAAAAAAAAUACACCUAUAUAUAUAUUAUACUUUUUAAAAAAGUGCCUAAUGUUUUGUUUGUAGACAUUUUUACACAGGGAAUCUGGAACUGGUCUGUGAGAGGGAAAACUAUGUUUAUGUCUCAAAUGUCAUUUUGUGUUAAGAUUAUUGUAAAUAUGUUGAAAAUGACAGGAUACAGAGUUUUAGUUAUAUAGUAAGCAUAAUCAAACUGCCUUACUGUGUUUGAACUGUGCUAAAAGAAUAGCCUCUUUACUUUAUGCUGUGCCUCACUCUUCAGCCACAAUGAAGGCUCUCGCUUCCUCUCCUGCCUGAACCCUACCAGUACCAGCUGGAGCUAAGCCAAAAACCAGCGCUGUAUAAUGCCAACCACACACACACAUUUGAAUAGUCAUCCGUGUGGUUCAGCUGAGUAGGUGAGGUUGAUAGUCUUCACAUUUACUGCUGUGACAUUUACUACUUGUGUUUGCCAGAAUAUUAUGACACUAACAGGCUGAGAACGGUAUUGAAUGUGUGAUCAAUGUGAUUAAAGAAUGCUGUGCGUGCAGGUGCGAGAGAAAGAGCAUGAUAACAGUGGUGCUGGAUAUCAGUUAUUGAAGAUAUUUCCAGACCACGUUAUGGCCUCCCACAAUGAUCAACAGGGUCAUUGUUAUUUAUGGAAUAAUAAUAUUAAUGUCUUUCCCACAUGCUUUAUAACCACAUUGACUGAAAAUCAUAUCACACACACAUCCCCAGUAGCCUGGUCCGAGAUCUGUUUGUUCUUUCUUGCCAACUUAAGACAGCACAAACAGAUCAGGCACCAGGUUACGUCCUCUGUGCAUCCGAAAAAGACACUCAAGUGCCUGGCUGCCUGUGUUAUUUGGUGUCCACACACUAACGGUUACCCUCACUCAUUCUCACUAAGUCCCCACUUCCCUUAUAUCCCACUUCCCUUUCCGUACCAGUUAGAUAUUCUUGCAGAAAAAAACAAGUGGUAUUUUUGAUGUGGUGAUUCAGUUUUAUGAAAUCCCUUUAACCAUUUGAACAUAGCCCAUUACUGCCAGUAUCUUGUGCUUUAAUGCAGAGAACUUUAGUGCCAAAAUCCUGUAUUACAUAGGCUGUGUUCACACAGGAAGCCCAAUUCUAAUCUAUUUUUCAGUAAUUGGUAUUUAGACCAAUCAGAUCAACUAUGAAAAAAUCUGAUGUGAAAAGAUCUUAUGUAAUCGGUCGAAAGACCAAUUAGUGUAAAAAACAUCAGAAUUGGGCUACCUGUGUAAACACAGCCAUAGAUCAAUGGAUUACUCAUACUUCACUAUGGUAGACUUACUCUGUUUUUGAUCUUAAGUUUGUCUCACCAUACAGGCCAAUGGCAUUGCUUGAUGUGACUUUUAUAAUAUACCUUUCUUUUUUAUUCUCUUAAAAUGAUUAUUAUUAAUUGGGGAUUUCCAUUAAUGAGCUUCUCUUACCUCAUAAUCAUGUCUAAAGAAUUUGAACAGACGUGACAGUUGGUCUUAAAUCCCCAAGGUUGUCUGAGAAGGUCCCCUACAUUUUGGUUCACUUAACUACCGUGGCCAAGGCCAAGUCCAGUUAAGAGUAUUUCUGUUGGACUGGGUAUCGAUAGACCAUCUUUUAAUGCCUUAUUAUUUUCAAUAUUAACUCUCACAUAAUACCACACAGCAGCUGUAUAAAGGCGCUUUGCAUUCUAGAAUAACCAGAAUUCUGACAAGUCUGAAGAUUCUUAGUUUGGUGAUCUGCAGAGACGUGUACAAAGUGAUGUAGAAAUGAGACAUACAGUACCUGUCAAAAGUUUGGACACACCUACUCAUUCAUUUUUUACCAUUUUGUAC
Messenger RNA from Oncorhynchus kisutch (coho salmon), 6070 nucleotides. Its product is annotated as insulin receptor substrate 1-B-like. Gene Ontology annotation, cellular component: plasma membrane; cytosol. Gene Ontology annotation, biological process: insulin receptor signaling pathway. The transcript is spliced from 3 exons. Bases 209 to 3859 code for a protein of 1216 amino acids. The record is from RefSeq and is a predicted model, not a curated record. Lineage: Eukaryota; Metazoa; Chordata; Actinopteri; Salmoniformes; Salmonidae. Gene Ontology annotation, molecular function: insulin receptor binding; phosphatidylinositol 3-kinase binding.